CAAUAGUCAGUUAACAGCGCAUUAGGUAACGGUUUAAACGGAAUGUUGGUGUGGUACAGUGUUGUUAUCUAUAUAUAUACUCGAAGAUGGCAGAAGUUGAGUUUAGUUGGAUAUCUUUAUAUAAGCUCAAAAUGUUAGCUUCUUCAGAAGAUGAUGAACAAUAUCUUAAUGUCCAAGCUGAUAACUUGACUCCUACCAUUUUUCACAACAUGAAUUCCAAUUAUUCAUGUAUUAGUGAUUUCGAAGACUUUUCUCAUUUUUAUGAUGAUAAUCAGCAGCCUAAUCAUUAUCAGGUUGUUGCUAAUGUGCUUACUACUGCCGUAGCAGAAAAGAAGAAGAAAACUACGUUCCUUCCUAAGGAUAAGAAAAUGAGACAAAGAAAUCGGAGGAAUGAUAUUAAGGGAGAAAAUAUGGUCGACAAGAUGAAGAAGAAUGAAAAUAUUAACAAGUGUGUAGAAAAAAUGACAGUAAACGAUGAAGCUGGGAGAAGAGAUGAUGAAUAUGUGUAUCUAAGGGCGAAGAGGGGUCAAACUAUAAACAGUCAUAGUCUUGCUGAAAGGGUAAGAAGACAGAGAAUUAGUGACAAGAUGAAGGUAUUGCAAUCUCUUGUUCCUGGUUGUGAGAAGAUGACAGGGAAGGUUCUUAUACUAGACAACAUAAUAAACUAUGUCCACUCGCUUCAAGAUCAUGUUAAGACCCUAAUGGAAGAGCUCGCUUUAAUUGAUCCAACAUUUAACCUCAAUUAUCUUGCACAACGACCUAUUGCAAUACAAACAGAGGAAUCACUUGCUACUUCGGCUGAUUCUGAAUGCUCAAGAAUAGCAAGCCAAUCAUAUGCUCGAGAAUAUGAGUCGAUUCGUCUACAAGAAAGUAGUAAUGCUUAUAUGUCUGCACCACUCUCACCAUGGCUUGCUCUUCUAGAAGACCGCGAGUAUACGAUUUGAUGAAUUUAUCAAAGAUAUGGCAUGUCUUAUGAUUACUCAACCACCCCUUCAUUCACUAUUUUCCUUUAGUUGGGGGCAGAGUUGUAUGUUGAAUCAUAUAUGUGACUUUUUAGUUGUAGUAAAUAUCGCUUUUUUUUUAUGUAAGAUUUUGGUUUGAUUCUUACUCAAAUCUUUCUUUUCCUCGCCUAUCAUGUAAAAAAAAAUAUGUUCUUGUUUUCCUCGUGUAUUCAAUCAUGUCAUGUUCAUGUAUGUUAUGUAAUUAGAGAGAUUGUUAACUAUAGGGUUUAGUUUUUUCUAAUGAAUUUCUCUCAACAAACUUUCUUAUGAUUUAAUUAAAUUUAUG
This is a messenger RNA of Amaranthus tricolor (Joseph's coat), 1287 nucleotides long. RefSeq names its product transcription factor bHLH74-like. Gene Ontology annotation, biological process: regulation of DNA-templated transcription. Gene Ontology annotation, molecular function: DNA-binding transcription factor activity; protein dimerization activity. The record is from RefSeq and is a predicted model, not a curated record. Bases 87 to 944 code for a protein of 285 amino acids. NCBI's taxonomy places the organism in Eukaryota, Viridiplantae, Streptophyta, Magnoliopsida, Caryophyllales, Amaranthaceae. Gene Ontology annotation, cellular component: nucleus. The transcript is spliced from 6 exons.